Molecule: messenger RNA, 1634 nt
Organism: Mercurialis annua (annual mercury)
Lineage: Eukaryota; Viridiplantae; Streptophyta; Magnoliopsida; Malpighiales; Euphorbiaceae
Product: pre-mRNA splicing factor SR-like 1
Exons: 5
Coding region: 159-1382 (407 amino acids)
Cellular component (GO): precatalytic spliceosome
Source: RefSeq, a predicted model, not a curated record
UUCUCUCUGUAUGCUGCUUCCUCUCUUUUUCCCCCUUCGCAAUUAGGUUUCUCUGUCGUUUCAGCCAUCAAAAUCCCAAUUUGCCGUCUCUAAAUUUCAAUAUUUCGUUUCCUCUCAGGAAUGCGAUUAAUUGAUUGACGAAUAAAUCAAUAACAAUCAUGGAGAUACAAUCAAAUGGAAAGCCGAUUGAUUCUUUGCUAGAAAGAGUUCUAUGUAUGAAUAUUUUAUCAUCAGAUUAUUUUAAGGAGCUUUAUAGGUUGAAAACCUAUCAUGAAGUUAUUGAUGAAAUUUAUAAUCAAGUUGAUAACGUUGAGCCUUGGAUGACUGGCAAUUGCCGCGGCCCGUCUACGGCUUUUUGUCUUCUGUAUAAGUUUUUUACUAUGAAACUCACUGUCAAACAAAUGCAUGGCCUUUUAAAGCACAAAGAUUCGCCUUAUAUUCGUGCGGUUGGAUUCCUCUAUUUAAGAUAUGCUGCUGAUCCAAAGACACUCUGGAAUUGGUGUGAACCAUACAUUAAAGAUGAUGAGGAAUUCUGUCCGGCUUCUAACAAACGAACGACUACUACAAUGGGUGUAUAUGUGCGUGAUCUGCUUCUUGGACAGUAUUAUUUUGAUACCCUUUUCCCCCGAAUUCCUGUCCCUGUAUUGAGGCAGAUUGUGUCUCAUCUUGAGAAGAUGAAGCUUCCCUCAAAGCCCUCAGGUGCAACAGGGGACUCAGUUCGCCAUGGAUCUGAUGACACUGCACGCCGGCCACCAUCUGUGAAGGCUGCACUUUCAGUCUCUUUUGGCCAGCGUGCUCCCCAUCGUGCAUCAACAAGGGACUCAUCACCUGUUCGUCGUACAAUACCGCCGCCCUCUUAUAAUAAAGACAAUGAAGAUCCAAGAAGAUCUCCUAGCAGGCGUCGCAGCCAGAGUCGUGAAUAUUCUGACAGAGAAUAUUCCGAUAGAGAUAGGGAUCGGGGAAGAAAGUAUGAUGAAGAUCGAGACAGGGACAGGGAUAGAGAUCGAAGAUAUGACUAUGAUAGGAGGUCGAGAUAUUCUAACAGGGAAAGCAGAAGAGACUAUGAAAGCAGCAGUCGUGAAGGUAUUAGACAGUACAGAGAAAGCAGUUCUCACAGAAGCCGCAGUCGAAGUAGGAGUCGUAGCCGAAGCAGGAGCAGAAGUCGAAGUAUACAGGCUGGUGCUUCACCAUUUGGUCGUCAUUCAAGUCCAUACAGGGAAGGGACCAAGGAGAAGACAUCUGCAUCGAUCAAUCUGGCAAAGCUUAAGGAUCUGUAUGGUGACUUGAGCAAUCAGAAAGGGGAUGAUGGCAUGGAAAGGGUUCCUCGAAGAGAUAACAGUGGCGAAGAAGUAAUUCGGCUUGGUGGUUCUACUUGGAAAUAGUUAAAAAAAAUUAGGCUGUGGUGCCGGGAGCACAUGAGAUGUAUUAUUUGGUUCUCAGAUAGCUAACUUGUUGGUUCAAAAUCUAGGAAACAGUUGGUUUCAUGAGCGUUUCAUUUCUCUGUAGGCAUUGUAAGAGAUGACUCACAUGGAAUACGUGUGCCAAUUCAGAGGGAUAUAUGUAUUUUAGACUUAUCAAUUGUUACAUUCAAACAAAUUAAUGCUUUAUGAUGCUGCGCUUUUUCUGUUGCAUAA